This is a messenger RNA of Cloeon dipterum, 1369 nucleotides long. It is a transcript of the gene prel, whose product is annotated as preli-like. The record is from RefSeq and is a predicted model, not a curated record. Gene Ontology annotation, cellular component: mitochondrial intermembrane space. Gene Ontology annotation, biological process: phospholipid transport. NCBI's taxonomy places the organism in Eukaryota, Metazoa, Arthropoda, Insecta, Ephemeroptera, Baetidae. Gene Ontology annotation, molecular function: phosphatidic acid transfer activity. Bases 181 to 834 code for a protein of 217 amino acids. The transcript is spliced from 3 exons.
ACUCACUCAGACUCCAAACUUGUUUUGGAGGACAUUGUUAACGCCAUACCCACUCCAUGACUCCAGUCUGCAGCCAGGAAAUGUAUUGAAAGCAGGCGAACUUCAAGGCCGAGUUCUUCGAUGGAUUAUUAUUUGCGCUUAUGCGUAUUUUGAAAAGGGUGCUCGAAGGAAGUGGUCAGCAUGAAGUUUUUUGAGAGCUCUUCCGUCUUCAACUACUCGUGGGACCAAGUGGCUCAGAGCUUCUGGUGCCGCUACCCCAACCCCUUCAGCACGCACGUUCUGUCUGAGGACACGGUCUUCCGGCAGGUAGACAGCAAGGGCCAGCUCAGGUCGCUGCGGCUACUGACCAAGACGAACCUGCCGCCUAAAUGGGGCGAGCACGUCGUCUCGAACCGCACAGUCAAGAUCAUCGAGGAAUCAGUGGUGGACCCCAAAACCAAGACCAUGACCACUUAUACCAGGAAUAUUGGAUACACGAAAGUCAUGAGCAUCACUGAGAAGGUUGUGUAUAGACAGAGCUCGGAGAGCAGCAAUCAGACUGUGGCCGAGCGUACGGCGUGGAUUGACUCGCAGGUAUUUGGCCUGAGCAGGCCGAUCCAGGCUUUUGGUCUGGAGCGCUUCAAGAAAAACUGUGUCAAGGCUGAGAACGGAUUCCACCAUGUUCUGAAUCUGAUGUUCCCUGGGCAUUUGGCGCCGGCCGUGGUGCAUACACACAAGCACUCGGUGCUCUCCGAGCAGAAGGAGAAGCUGCGAGAAUCGGCCAAACGGGCCACUGAGAUGGCCAAAGCCAAGGCGCGGCCGGUCGUGGCCGCCUGCCAACCUGAAGUGGAGUAAAAAUAGUGCGGCUGUCUUCUUUCUUCUGGCAGUAAUUUGCCUCAGGGCGCUGAAUUUCUCAUCAAACUUUCGUUCCACUGAUAAUUCAACUGACAGACUUUGAAUCACGCCUCUGGCACUUAAUCCUCAGAAGUAGCUGCAGUUUGAUUUUCCAACUCUCUGUGAAUUUCACUGAUAGAUAUAUUCUCUCCGCGCUGGUAACUCCAAAGGAAACAAACACACUCGCAAUUAUCUCGGGCGUUGUCUCUUCCUUGUUUUCUUUUAUUGAAAAUUAAACUAAUCGGUAGGAAAACUUUUAAAUUUUUUGGUUGGGAUGGGUGUCUUAAUCAUUGCCAUUGCUACUAUUGUGAUUUCCCCUGAACCUGCUAGUUUCAGAAUAUAGAAGUUCAUUGUACGCGCCACAGAUUGUAAGCCAGGUCUGGGCCACUUUAGUGCAUGGAUGGAUUUAAAUCUUACAACAUUCUGUGCUGUGUUAGCAUUUUUGAGUAAACCAAAAGUCGAUAAUAAAUACUGUAUAAGAGCUUUCUAAAGGUUA